AUUUCUCUGUCAUCUUCAGAAUUCACAGGUCGCCAGGCACGCGCGCUGUACGAUUUCACGCCCGAGACGGAGUAUGAAAUUGGCAUGAAAGCGGGCGAUGUGGUAUGGGUGCAGUACAGACAAUGCCCGGGCUGGUUGAUUGCGGAUGUCAUGGAUGAAACGGGCCUCGUACCGGAGUCCUAUGUUGAGUUUAUCUGA
Messenger RNA from Zychaea mexicana, 198 nucleotides. RefSeq lists its product as uncharacterized. The transcript has 2 exons. The record is from RefSeq and is a predicted model, not a curated record. The annotation marks the transcript as partial. Gene Ontology annotation, molecular function: protein binding. NCBI's taxonomy places the organism in Eukaryota, Fungi, Mucoromycota, Mucoromycetes, Mucorales, Lichtheimiaceae.